This is a messenger RNA of Plasmodium vinckei vinckei, 1311 nucleotides long. RefSeq names its product fam-a protein. The record is from RefSeq and is a predicted model, not a curated record. The transcript is spliced from 6 exons. Bases 1 to 1311 code for a protein of 436 amino acids. Lineage: Eukaryota; Apicomplexa; Aconoidasida; Haemosporida; Plasmodiidae.
AUGAGGGCAAUAUCAUUAAGCCUAAUUUCCCCAAUGAUAUUUAGUAUAAUUUUAGCACAAAAGUGUUUGAGUUUCGAGUUUGCCCCAAAUUACUUCCCAUUCUGUAGAAAAAAAACAAAGGAAAGCUAUAAGACUGCAGAUGAGCCACUUGAAAAUACGAUUUAUGACCCUGAUUUUCCAGAUCUCCAAUUUAUAGAUGAAUACACUCCAAAGGUAAUAGACAUUUGUAAAGUAAAUCAACCUAGAUUAGGUGAGCUCUUUAUCUCAGAAACCGUUGGUACUACCGAUGAUAAUGCUCCCGAAUUUUUAAGAAGAGAAUAUGACCCCAGGAUGGUAGGAUACUAUUAUAGACCAUAUGAAGAAGAGUUUGAAAAUAGAAAUUUUUAUCGUUUUGUACCUUUUAUGGACAGUCAUAAAUACAAUAAAUACAAUAAAACUAUUAAACUUAAACAAGAUUACUUAUGCCCUCCACCACCUAAGACACUUGAAAAUCACGAAUUACCUAAAAAGGAAGAAUUACCAGUAGAACAAAAAUUACCUAAAACAGAAGAAUUAUCAGAAGAAGAAAUAUUAAGUACAAUAUAUGGAGAAAAUGAAGAAAUAUGUGAACAGAACAAGCACCUAUUAUGUACCGAUCCAGAAGAAACUAUAAAUGCAAUCAAUCUUAUGACCGAAGCCAUAACACAUUUAGAAAAGCAUGUUGCAGAUAAAGAUGGUUAUGAAUUAUGUAAAAUAUAUGAUUUUUACGGUAUGGCUUUAUAUAAAAAAAAGCAUGAAGGUUAUACAAUUCACAAAAUUAGAUUAAACUAUUAUAAUUUAAAUAAGUAUAAUGAGACAAUAAACGAGUUGUGGUAUCCCGCCCGUGGCAAUUCUUUCAAGACAGGCUCUACUAAAAAAAAAAUUGUUCGUGUGCACACCCCAAAUUUAGUAAUGAUACAACAACGUUACAAAACUUGGCCUUUUGGUCGUCAGAGAUAUUUUUAUGCUUUAGCUGCAAAGGUUGAGGUAUCAAAAAACAGAACUGCAAUUGUCAUGACUUCACCAAAUAUAAAUGAUCAUAACCCUUACAGUAAAGAAUAUAAAAACACAAUAAUAGAAAAUGCUAAUUUAUUCAAAGCUGAUAUUGAUUCUGAAAAAGAUAUUAGAAAAGGGAAAUUAAAAAAAACAUUUAUUAACAUAGCUGGAUACAUCAUUGAAAAAAAAACAGGAUAUGUUGAUGUCACCUAUAUCGAAUCUAUUGAUGGGAAUGCUCCCGGUUCCAUAGAACGCAUUAUUAGAAAUAUUAUAUAUUUUUUUGCCCCUAAUGAAUAA